Sciurus carolinensis (gray squirrel) is the source of this 2302-nucleotide messenger RNA. It is a transcript of the gene Nsg1, whose product is annotated as neuronal vesicle trafficking associated 1. The transcript is spliced from 5 exons. Gene Ontology annotation, cellular component: membrane; endosome. Gene Ontology annotation, biological process: clathrin coat assembly; endosomal transport; G protein-coupled dopamine receptor signaling pathway. NCBI's taxonomy places the organism in Eukaryota, Metazoa, Chordata, Mammalia, Rodentia, Sciuridae. Bases 731 to 1288 code for a protein of 185 amino acids. The record is from RefSeq and is a predicted model, not a curated record. Gene Ontology annotation, molecular function: clathrin light chain binding.
GAACCAAGCUCGCUCUGUUCUGAAUAACUGUCCUCCUGCUCCCGAGGACAGUCCCACCCCAGGCGCCCGUGCCCACCCCUGGGAGAGCGACGCGCUGCACCCCGCACCGCGGAAAAUCUGCCUCUUCCUUCCCGUCGUGCCCCUUUCCUCAGGGGCGCGCCCUCGUUCCCGCCCCUGCCCGACAAGACCUCUAAGGAACGCAAGGUCUCCGCCACCGCCCCCCGCCGCCCCGUCCUGGUCCUGGAGGCCGCAGCCCCGCGCGGCCGCAGCCCGCGCCCCCGUCCACCGCCUCCCUUGGGGGCCCGCUCCAUCCCUAGGCUCCCCUCCCCUUCCUCCUUCCCGGCCGCCGCCCGGCUGCGCAGCCCUCAGCCUCUGCCCCAGCGCUCGCGCCCAGGCGAGCCUCCCCUCCGGGCGCACAGCCGGCCUCCCCGGCGGGGCGGCGGGUCCCGGGGGAGGCUCCGCGCCCAGCCCGCGCUCCUUUGUGCGGCGGGCGCUGCGUCAGGGCGGAGGCGCGGCCGCGGCCACACGCACACUCACGCGCCAGCCCCCGGGGGCGGCGGAAGGCGGCGCGGAGGAGGGAGCCGCCGACCCAAUCGCUGCGCCCCCGCCCGCCCGGCCGCGCCGCCUCCGCCAUUGCUGCGCGCGGGAGUGGGCGACGCGGAGCUCGGAGCCGCUCGGAGCCCAGACCUGCGGAGCCGGGCGUGGGCGGCAGCUUCGGGUCCUCGGAACGAUGGUGAAGUUGGGGAACAAUUUCGCGGAGAAGGGCACCAAGCAGCCGCUGCUGGAGGAUGGCUUCGACACCAUUCCCCUGAUGACGCCCCUCGAUGUCAAUCAGCUGCAGUUCCCGCCCCCGGAUAAGGUGGUGGUGAAAACCAAGACCGAGUAUGAACCUGAGCGCAAAAAAGGAAAAGCUCGUCCUCCCAAGAUUGCCGAGUUCACCGUCAGCAUCAGCGAGGGUGUCUCCGAGAGGUUCAAGGUCUCUGUGCUGGUCCUCUUCGCCCUGGCCUUCCUCACCUGCGUCGUCUUCCUGGUCGUCUACAAGGUGUACAAGUAUGACCGCGCCUGCCCUGAUGGCUUCGUCCUCAAGAAUACCCAGUGCAUCCCAGAAGGCUUGGAGAGCUACUAUGCGGAGCAAGACUCCAGUGCCCGGGAGAAAUUUUACACCGUCAUAAACCACUACAACCUGGCCAAGCAGAGCAUCACCCGCUCCGUGUCACCCUGGAUGUCAGUUCUUUCGGAAGAGAAGCUGUCAGAGCAGGAGACUGAAGCAGCUGAGAAGUCGGCUUAGCGAGAUGGGCAAGUUCCUUACAAUGCAUCACUUGAAGAUGAUAAAGGGACUUUGAGGGACAUUUCAUUAAAUAUAAUUACUGAUAAUUUAGAGGUUACUCAUUUACGGUGCAAUUGCUUCUGUUUGCUAAUGCUGCUUUGCAAAUAAAACCUCCUGCCGACCACCCAUGGGCGUAAAACCAAGUGCAUAUCAGCGUUGCUUAAAGAGCUCUGGCACCACUUUUUAUGCUAAGGGUUCUUAAUUUAGCCCCAUCACUGGGAUUUAUUGGAUGCUGUCAAAAAAUAAAUUUACCCUGGAUGUGCAAGGGCUUUGGCCUUCAGACACACAGUGCAUUUUGUGGAGUUGAGUUUCAAAGCCACCUUGCUGUCUGCAGACCUUACCCCACAGCCAUAUCUAGAGGGAUCUCCUGCUUUGCUAAGAGCAAGUGCUACUUCAGUCUCCCCACCCCCAUCAGGUGGUGCCACAGAGGACAAGAGCACCAGCUGGUAGAUCUGCACCAGGGUGUGCUCUUCUUACAGCUGCCCCAGACUCUGGUCCCCUCUGGCUCUGGUACACUACGUGAGAGGCUCUCUCUAGAGUGCUUGGACUGGGGCAGAGGACAGAGGGGGUGGGAGGAGCUGGUCUUGGGGCUGCAGACCUGUCUUGAGGGUGGGCUGUCUGCUGGUGAUGUGUUAAAUAGGAAAGAAAUGCCCUUUUGUUCAUUUCAUUAUGAAUCAAUUUGCACGAACAGUCCUGUACGCAAGUUAAUUUUUUAAAAAGUUCACUGGGUGGGGAAUGUGAAAAUUUAAUCGCUCGUAAGCCAGGGCUACUUUAAGCUUUAUUCUUGGACGGAUAUAAUUCCUUGAUGUAGCAAACAGCUGGGGGGGAGGCUGGUGUGGCACCCUGCAAACCUGACAUUUCAAUCCACAAUCUUUGUAAGAAAAUUGUUUCAAUUUGAAUCUUGACAUUAUAUGUUUACAAAAUUGCCAGUUAGAUAAACUAUGUGUGUAAGACAAUUAAAUAGAAAAAAAGAUA